Molecule: messenger RNA, 687 nt
Organism: Rotaria sordida
Lineage: Eukaryota; Metazoa; Rotifera; Eurotatoria; Philodinida; Philodinidae
Source: the annotation of a GenBank genome assembly
AUGUUCAAUAAAUAUUAUCUUGAAUGUGCACCAAUCUAUUGUCAUUAUAUUUAUUCACGUCGAUUCGAUUCGAUCUAUGUUAUUUCAACUCUUGUCGCUCUUUUCGGAGGGCUUAGUACAGCAUUACGUCUGGCUAUUCCUUAUUUAAUCAAUCUCAUUUUCUUCUUGAAACAUCGACGAACCAUGACAAGUCAAUCUGAAAGGCAAACAAUUCGAACUCGUCUCAAAAAUGCUGUUCUUAUGAUUGAAAAAACCAUUGAAGAAUUGAAUAUAUUUACAAGUCAGUCGCGUGAUCCAAAUCGUAUUCAUCAUGGUCGUAUUGCCUCUCGAUUGUAUAUAAUCCUGUUUACUGUUUCCAUAAGUGUAUUGAUUGUUUAUACUUUACUAUCAGUUCAAACGAUCAGUCAAACAGUUGAAUCUCCAACACAAGAACAAUACGAAAAAUUAUUCGAACAAUAUAAUCGAACACUGCAGUGUCCAUGUACUGUGGUUUCAAUUCCAUACGAAGAAUUUCUUCAAGUAACACCAACUUAUCAUCAAGUGUGUUCAAGUGAUUUUGUUCAACCAUGGUGGUAUCAACGUUUUUUACCUGUCAGUAGCUCUGAUAUAUCAUUCGGAAAAUCGUCGUAUGGAUUUCGAUCUAAUGAAUCAGUUUCGACGCAAACUUGUUCUAUUAAAUUUGUUUGA